Messenger RNA from Aplosporella prunicola CBS 121167, 591 nucleotides. RefSeq lists its product as uncharacterized. The record is from RefSeq and is a predicted model, not a curated record. NCBI's taxonomy places the organism in Eukaryota, Fungi, Ascomycota, Dothideomycetes, Botryosphaeriales, Aplosporellaceae. Gene Ontology annotation, biological process: exon-exon junction complex disassembly. Gene Ontology annotation, cellular component: cytoplasm; exon-exon junction complex. The transcript has a single exon. Gene Ontology annotation, molecular function: RNA binding. The coding region runs from base 1 to 591 and encodes 196 amino acids.
AUGCCUACCGAACCUGCCGUCUCAAAGUCGGGCAUCACGACGUCGGCAACGGGCGAACGUCAUAUCCCGGCUUCGGUGCGUGCCGACGGCUCGGUGCGCAAAGAGAUUCGCGUUCGUCCCGGCUACCGUCCCCCCGAGGAUGUCGAGCUCUACAAGAAUCGCACGGCUCAAGCAUGGAAGGACAGAGGCAAGGGCGGGGUGCCGGGCGCAGAAGCCAUCCAAUCGAAGCCACAAGGUCAGCUGAGCGGGGCUGCCAACAAAAACGCAAAGAGAAGGGAAGCCAGGAAGAAGGCUGCGGCUACCGGCGAUGCUGGAGACAACUCAGCCGAGCCUAAUGUCUCUACAAAAGACAGCGCCACUACUGCGGAAGCUGCCCCGCAGGAGCCGCCGAACCCGGAGGCGGAGAAGGAGAAGGAAGCCAAGAAACUCACAAAAAGAUUGCGCCAGGCUCGCGAGUUGAAAGACAAGAAAGAGAAGGGCGACGCUUUGCUGCCAGAGCAGUUCGAAAAGGUCAUUCGCAUCAAUGAGCUCAUUCGUCAACUCGACAACCUCGGGUUCGAUGCCAAUGGCGAGAAGAAAGUGACAAGUUGA